Ustilaginoidea virens is the source of this 2727-nucleotide messenger RNA. RefSeq lists its product as uncharacterized. The coding region runs from base 1 to 2727 and encodes 908 amino acids. NCBI's taxonomy places the organism in Eukaryota, Fungi, Ascomycota, Sordariomycetes, Hypocreales, Clavicipitaceae. The record is from RefSeq and is a predicted model, not a curated record. The transcript has 2 exons.
AUGGCGGCCGAAUACAGGAUCCAUCGGCCGUACGUGCUGGCGUCGCUGCCUCGUCCUCUUGAUCACACCGAUGGUCGGAUUGUUGCUCGCGAGGUCUACAGCCUGAGAGACGGGCGAAAGAAAAAGAAGCGUAUGGAGCUGGCGGUUGGCGUUGACGGAGAAACGGCAAGCAUUUACGACAUUCCUGGGUCGCGGCACAUUACCUCUUAUCCGAUUCCGCCGCAAGAAUCCUUCACCUGUCCACCCUAUUCGAUAAGAAUACGGCGCUCGAAUAGUGAUGAAGUCUAUCGCUAUACCUAUAUCGCCACGAAAGAUGCGAGAUUGUGCAAAGUCACGCUUUUCAAGGACGUGGUUUGCGGGGAUGGAAAAACUACGUCUACGAGUACCUCGCAGACGUUGCAGUCGUCUCCAGUUCGUCACAUUGCUGCUGCCUCUACCUCGGCCUCGGGCCCUGGAGAUGUUGUGCUCAUCUGCGAAGACGGUCAGAUAACCUACCUGUCGGGGGAGAACUUGGCGUUGCAAUGGUCGGCUCCGUCCAGAUCCACCGUGCAGGAUGUAGUUGCCCAGGGCAUCGAGACUUUCGCUGUGGAGUAUGCUUCUUCUGGAGGUGUGAGCGACUUUAGAGACGGUAUUUUCAAAUCCAGACCCGAAGUCUUUAGUGCUUUGCCAAGGGAUCUCGACUCUUAUCCGUCCAUGAUCUUCCUCAUCGUCAAAAGCGUUGCCAAAGGACAAGUAGCGCGUCAUGCACUGGUUUUGGCAGCCAUGGAAGGAUUGUCCGCCGUCACAUCGAAUCUUCAGAAACUGAUCCCGUUGGACAUUAGUCCGCUCAAAAACGACUUUAUUUCAAAAGAUGGCAAGCCUGUCUAUCACGUGGAUGUUCAAUCUGGGCAUCUCAUGGAGCUAGUGGAUGGACGUCUCAGCUCUUACGACAUUACUGGUGCCGUCCCCAAAAGAAAAUCCGCCAUUCAACUAGAAGAUGCCAACUCGUUUACGUGUCUCUCACGGCCGUUUUUACUGUCCGCGUCAAGCUCGGCUCUGGUCUUGUACAACCACCAGUACCGCUCCAUUCAUGCAAAGGCUGGGCUUGACUUGUCCGAACUACCAAUUGACGGUCAGCAAGCUCGAUGCUGCCAGCUAAUUACUCACCUCCGCAGCCAAGAUCUUGUCGUUGCACUCAUAGACGACGUUUUGGUCUCCAUCCAUGUUGAACCACCCAGCAGCCACGGCAAACGAUGUAAAAGAGGCCUUUUGAUCGACUCCAUCGGGAGAGGUACAUCAAGUCAGUUUCCAGAAAAGAAGCUCAAGACCAGCUCAGGGUCCGCGGAGUUCUCUCGGCUAUUACCCGGUACCAUGACUGAUGCAUACAUGGCCAAGUAUCAGGCCGAUGUGAAGAGGGCCGACGACUUGCUCUCCAAGAACGAUUUGAGGAAGUGGGAGACCUUUUUGAGGCGAAAAUUUGGCCUGGGCAUCCGCAAAGAGGCGGCCACGACGAUGGAAGAAAAAGGCACUGAAGAGGCCGUUCAAGAACCACCGGAGUGGGAGUGGGCAAAGCAGCCUGGAUCUUACCCAGUGGCGGAUCGCCGAUGGGUUCUUUACGCAAUCGGCAGAGCCUUUGCUGUAGAAGCAUCCGCCUCUGAAGAUUCAAAGUCUGAGCUGCGCCUGAUUAUGCCGGACAGCAACGUGGCAACGUAUCUCGUGGUAGCAGGCCACUUGACCAUUUCGAACUUGACAUCCGUGUUCCGCGAUGAGUUGACAGGGCGGGACGUCUCCGACACUCCAGCCUUGGCUCGCAAUUUGAUUGAUGGUCUGACGGAUGCCGACCCGUCCAUGACUUUGCUUCUCAACUACCUUCAAGCCACCAAACUCGGGGAAGUGGAGCUCUUGCUUGCCAUCAGAAGUCUCAUGUCGAGCAUGGAUCUUUUGCCAGACACAAACAAGCUGAACAAGAUGAAGCUCCUGGCGGAUGACGCUCAUGAUCAAAAGGAGAUUGACUCGCAGGAGAUGGAUCUGGACGACCUCGAGAGGGACAUUGCCCUUACGGAGCAUUAUCUGGGCGACGAUUCCAGCAUUCGCUCCCGAGGAUUGACACUGGCCUUCGCAAAGCUCUGGCGCGUGCCGGCCAUUGCGACUGUCAAAGCACUACGAGCCACGAUCCGCACGGACGAGCUAUUGGCGUUUAUUUACCUGCUCCGGGUAGAGCUUGUCCGCGGGUCAUGGACCUCUCUCUACAUUGACCAGACCGGCUUGGAGUCGGAGGAUGACGACCCCCCUCCGGAUGGUGUGAUUACUCUCAUUGCAGACUUGCUCGGGCGCUGCGUGGAUGCUAUGGGGGCGGGUGGCUGGCUCCUCAACGACGCCAUGUCGUGGGCAGACGGAGCGGAAGCAAGUGAUUUUCUGACGGCGUUGAAGCUCGAGGUUGCUGCUGCGCUCGAAGGAAUCGAGGAAGCUGUCUACCUCAGCGGCAUUGUCGGGGAGGCGGCGAGGUUCGGACUCACGGUGGAGAAGAACUCGGCAGCGCGACAGCCGUGGCAUCCAAACAAAGCCAACACGCUGCGGGUGGAAAGCAGGGAAUCCCGGCUUUUGCCGCUCGGCCUGAAAGCCAAGCUGAUGCCCACGAGACAGAAGGUGGUGUCCGGUGGCGAGGUUGUCCGCCGCAACGCGCGAGAGACUGGACAUUUGAUCAGCCAAAAGGUCGAAGUCUAUUCACUGGAAAGGCUAGCGGUUUAG